This is a messenger RNA of Fragaria vesca subsp. vesca, 465 nucleotides long. RefSeq names its product DNA replication complex GINS protein PSF1-like. The coding region runs from base 1 to 465 and encodes 154 amino acids. Gene Ontology annotation, cellular component: GINS complex. NCBI's taxonomy places the organism in Eukaryota, Viridiplantae, Streptophyta, Magnoliopsida, Rosales, Rosaceae. Gene Ontology annotation, biological process: DNA strand elongation involved in mitotic DNA replication; DNA replication. The record is from RefSeq and is a predicted model, not a curated record. The transcript has 7 exons.
AUGUAUGGAAGAAAAGCCUGCCAAUUGGUCAAAGAAAUUGCAAGUGCUGAAAAAGGCCAGCUCACGCCUUUCAGUAGUGACCUAUGUGAUGAAGUAAUUGAAGAAUGUAAACAGCAUUAUCAUGAGCUUGAAUGCUUGAUAAGGAGGAUGGAGGAACAAGGAUUGAAUGUCGAGACAGCGAAAAAUGAGGAUCACUAUGGGGCACUAAUCCACCACCUCUCUUUAGUUCGCAACAAACGCUGUUUAAUGGCUUAUCUGUACAACCGAGCUGAAAUUUUACUAACCGAUAUGGUGCCACCAAAAGAUCCUUACAUCAAGGUGCGAGUUCUUGAUGACAUGGGUGGAGAUAUACUACUCAGCGAUGAUAAGAAAGCAAAUUUUACUCGUCACUCAAUGCAUUUUCUUAAACGAACUGAUGCUGAACAGCUCAUCUCACAGGGCAAGAUGGAGGAGCUCAAAGACUGA